GUCGUUUUUCCUGCACCACAACUUGAUUUCCUUUCUCGUUCUCCAAAAUCUUCACCACACACAACUCCCUUAGAAUAUUUCUUUAAGUAAAUCGAACCUCUCUCAAUGACCGAACCCUAUCGUCUCACGGCAAGUGAAGCCGUAGCACUCAUGAGAAAGGGGCAGCUUACAGUAGAAGACUAUGCGAAGUCCCUUCUCGCACGUGUGAAAGAUCGAGAUCACGUGGUAAAAGCCUGGGCGUAUCUCGAUCCUGAGUUUGUGCUUGCACAAGCCGGAAAGCUCGAUCAGGUAGCCCCCGAGAAAAGAGGGCCGUUGCAUGGCAUAGCGAUUGGUGUUAAGGAUGUUAUUCUGACAAAAGAUAUGCCCACCGCCCACAACUCUCCGAUUUAUAAGGAUGGGCCAGCUGCCCUCGUUGAUGCCGCGCCAAUUAUUACACUGCGUGCUGCAGGAGCACUCAUAUUUGGCAAAACGACUACAACGGAGUUUGCAUCAACCACCCUCGGCGGCCCGUCAGCAAACCCACACGACCCCUCCCGCACACCUGGUGGCUCUUCCUCCGGUUCAGGAGCGGCUGUUGGAGACUGCCAGGUUCCCAUAGCCCUCGGCACGCAAACAGGAGGGUCCACCAUCCGCCCAGGCUCCUUCAACGGAAUUUACGCCUUCAAGCCAACCUGGGGCGCCAUCUCCCGCGAAGGGCUGACACAAUACAGCAUGACCUGCGACACGCUCGGCCUCUACGCCCGCUCUGCCGCCGAUCUCGAACUCCUCUCCUCCGUCUUCCAACUUUGCGAUGACGAACCUGUUCCAUCAACGCCCUUCCCUAUCUCUGGAUCCAAGAUUGCUUUCUUGAAAACGCACGUUUGGCCAAAGGCCGGACCUGGCUUGGAGAAAGCGUGGGAGAAAGCUAAGUGGUUGUUGGAGGGGAAAGGGGCGAGUAUUGAGGAGAUUGAAUUGCCGGAGGAGUUUAAGAGCAUUUCGAAAUGGCAUGGAGAUGUGCUUGCCGGUGAGGGGAGGACAAGUUUUCUUGGGAAUUAUCUCCUAGCAAAGGAGAAAAUGCACCCCAUGCUUCACGGCCACGUUGAGAACCACACGAAGCUUACGAGGAAAGCACAACUUGAAGCGUAUGAUGGGUGCGCGAGACUGAGACCGGUGUGGGACGAGAUCGCGAGUAAGUACGAUGCUGUCUUCACUCCAGGUGCGGUAGACGAAGCUCCUGUAGGCAUUGAGAGUACUGGUGAUGCUUCGUUCUGCAGCAUGUGGACUAUUCUCCAGGUUCCAGCACUCAAUGUUCCGGGGUUCGCAGGUGAGAAUGGGUUGCCAAUUGGGUUGACGUUAGUGGGGCCAAGAUAUCAUGAUUUGCAUGUUUUGUAUACCGGGAAGGCUAUUGGUGAGGUGUUUGAGAAGGACGGAGGCUUUCGGCCAAAUCUUUUUUGAUAAAGCCUUGGGUACGAAGUUCGAUGCUCGCAUGAGACUUCGUAAUCUUACAAUGCAAUAUGUAAUAAAUUUAUCUAGAAAGCUCCCCCGGCCCGUUCCCCAUUUGGACCUCCCGCCAAACCUCACGGCCUGGAUUUCUAGUCGGAAGUAUCUCCAGCAAGUAGGGCACAGGCGC
Molecule: messenger RNA, 1609 nt
Organism: Hyaloscypha bicolor E
Lineage: Eukaryota; Fungi; Ascomycota; Leotiomycetes; Helotiales; Hyaloscyphaceae
Product: amidase family protein
Exons: 5
Coding region: 106-1434 (442 amino acids)
Molecular function (GO): catalytic activity
Source: RefSeq, a predicted model, not a curated record